ACGCAAAAUAAAUUUAGUAGUUCUUUUAGAAGCUUGAUCUGGCCAGGAGAGGUCGAGGACGCCAUCAUGCAGAUCUUUGUGAAGACGCUGACUGGCAAGACCAUAACUUUAGAGGUCGAACCAAGUGACACAAUCGAAAAUGUUAAAGCUAAAAUUCAAGACAAGGAAGGAAUCCCACCAGACCAACAGCGGCUAAUUUUUGCCGGCAAACAACUGGAAGAUGGUCGCACACUCAGCGACUAUAAUAUCCAGAAGGAAUCGACCCUGCAUUUGGUGUUAAGACUGAGAGGAGGUGGUAAGAAAAGAAAGAAGAAGAAUUACACCACUCCUAAAAAAAUUAAACACAAAAGAAAGAAGGUUAAGCUCGCCGUGUUGAAGUACUACAAAGUUGACGAGAACGGUAAAAUCACUCGCCUUCGACGCGAAUGUCCAAGUGAAUCAUGUGGAGCAGGUGUAUUUAUGGCCCAGCACUUUGAUAGACAAUAUUGUGGAAAAUGUUGUCUGACCUAUGUAUUUAGUAAACCGGGACAGGAAGCUAAAUAAAUAGCACAUUUACCAAA
Hydractinia symbiolongicarpus is the source of this 560-nucleotide messenger RNA. Its product is annotated as ubiquitin-40S ribosomal protein S27a. Lineage: Eukaryota; Metazoa; Cnidaria; Hydrozoa; Anthoathecata; Hydractiniidae. Gene Ontology annotation, cellular component: cytoplasm; ribosome; nucleus. Gene Ontology annotation, molecular function: protein tag activity; ubiquitin protein ligase binding; structural constituent of ribosome. The record is from RefSeq and is a predicted model, not a curated record. The transcript is spliced from 5 exons. Gene Ontology annotation, biological process: modification-dependent protein catabolic process; translation; protein ubiquitination. Bases 67 to 543 code for a protein of 158 amino acids.